AUGAUCCUCCUCACCAACAGCGCCCCACCCAAGCUCCACGUCUCGCGCCCGACGUCGACCACCGUCUGCUUCACCGUCUCCACACGGCCGUCCGCCGACACGGUCCCCAAAAAGGCGCUGCUAUACUCCUCGCACGCCGUCCGCCUCGGCCUCGGCGUUCUGAUCCUCGCGCUCUUCUGGACCAAGUGGCGGAGCUACUUCCCGCUACCGGAUAACGAUGACGAUGCUGCUAGUAGUGGUGGCAGUGUCGACUGGGAGAGGGCUCUGCUGACGAACCGUGUGGGGGUCAUGGUAGCGUGGGCGGCGGAGGGCAUGGAUUGGAGGGCGCUGGUUGUUGGGGGGUUGGCCGGGCUGUGGGGAGUUGUGAGGAGGGGAUAUACCGAGGAAUCGCUGCUCGUGCUGAGAGGCCUCGGCGUGCAGACGUCUAGUUCGUCACCGACGUACCUUUCGACGGCGACGACCAGAUUCAUUCCGACGGCAUCGAUACAGGAUAUCUUCAUCCACGAGGCGUUCAAGGGAUUUGAGGUCAGGUUCUAUUUGUGUAUUGUGGUGGAGGGAGAAGAGGAUACAGUGGUAGUGUUCCCGAACCUCCUCCCGAAGCGUCAGAUACUCGAGGAAGUGUGGCGUGGUACGAAGGCAUGCUUAUACGAGCCGAAAUCUUGA
Lasiodiplodia theobromae is the source of this 663-nucleotide messenger RNA. RefSeq names its product Phosphatidylinositol n-acetylglucosaminyltransferase protein. Gene Ontology annotation, cellular component: glycosylphosphatidylinositol-N-acetylglucosaminyltransferase (GPI-GnT) complex. Gene Ontology annotation, biological process: GPI anchor biosynthetic process. Bases 1 to 663 code for a protein of 220 amino acids. The transcript has 3 exons. NCBI's taxonomy places the organism in Eukaryota, Fungi, Ascomycota, Dothideomycetes, Botryosphaeriales, Botryosphaeriaceae. The record is from RefSeq and is a predicted model, not a curated record.